This is a messenger RNA of Dreissena polymorpha, 3141 nucleotides long. RefSeq lists its product as uncharacterized. Lineage: Eukaryota; Metazoa; Mollusca; Bivalvia; Myida; Dreissenidae. Bases 295 to 3141 code for a protein of 948 amino acids. The transcript is spliced from 21 exons. The record is from RefSeq and is a predicted model, not a curated record.
GAUGAGAACUAUAGAUAUCGGGUUAUCGUGACGGAUACUGAUGUAGUGCUAAUCAUACGAAACAUCUCUGUAAUUACAGAUGGGUGUUAAUCAGAGUUCAAUUACGGAAUAUUGAGUGUACAAUUUAUGGUGUUAACAUGUGAUGGGAUUUCCUAGAUAGCGUGAAGCAAGCUCAGUGAAGAGGAUUUAAAAGGGUCAUUUUUAAUUAGAAAAAGAUCGAAAGGAUCAGGAAGCGAUGAAACCGGAAAUUGGCCAGUUACCAUAGUCACGUAGUUAGGACAUUAACCGGUAGCAAUGGCAACGGUCGGAAGUGAAACGAGAACGCGAACACAUCUUCCGGAUAUAUUCAGAACCAUAAAUGGGAUUAGCCUUGACCUGGGACCUUUCGAUCGCCUGCGUAAUGGUAAGCCGCCGGGCAUUGCGGGAAGCGAGGUUAUAUACGAAAAGCCGUCACUUCCGUGGAGCUAUGGUAGGCGGAUCGACGACGUCGGUAUGAGCGCCGACGGAGUUGCAACCGGCUUAGCUUCCGGUGGAAUGUGCCCAAGAAUCAUAUUACGCGACGCUCUCGGGCGUGAACUCGAUACGUUCACGACGCUUCAAGAGGCGAUCUACCGCGCCAAAUGGAAUGUUCAGCAGACUGGACAGGCGAGGGUUCCGCUGGAGUGGCGACUACCGAAGGCGCCUCCCCCGGCACGACCGGAUUUGACGCGAACAUUCCCGCCUCUCAAGCAUCCGCCGAUCGUCCAUGAUGUCGGGACCAGAGAGCGACCAGAAUUCAGCCAUUCCAGGGUUCUCGAAUUCGAUGUGGAAGAUGUGGGGUUUGUGCGAGAGAGUCUUCAGUAUCUACCAUAUGCUCCGUCCUUGUCGUUCUUGCGCCAGGAGUUACUGGUGGGACCAAAGACGUACUUCCAGAUCGUUGGAACGUUGCUCCUUCACAAACGCAUUCUUACGCAAACUGAAAAGAGGAACGCCAUCUAUAACUUCCCAGGCCUCUGCACUGGCUGUAUGCGUAUGGGACUGUGCUAUGGAUGUCAGAAGAAUCCACAGUUGCACUACCACGAGGACAGGCCAGUUCGCACCGGAGGUGGGUUCACCUACUUCAAGAAAGAUCGCCCUGAAAAUGAAAUCUCUGCCAAGCAUCCGAUGAACUGGAAGAUCAAGCACCCGGAACAAGCCUUGAAAAUGCUCAUGGAAGAGUAUGCAGGUGUGGAGCUGGAGGGAGCCCUGUCAGAUGAGGUUAAGCGUCACCUGGAUCUGCAACACCGCACCAAGGGGCACACUGAUGCCCCUGUCAGGUCCACCAUACCUGACUUUGCUGCUGAGAUGAAAAAAUUACUCAGUAAAGGCGAAUUGAGAGAUGGUGUUCUCUCAGACGACCAUGUAGCAAUUGCUGGUGACCUCAAAGGUGACCUUGAAGGUGAAGAUCAAUCAGGAAAGAGGGACCAUGGUAGGGGUCAUCAUCCAGGGGAUGGAGAUGGGGCUGAAUAUGGUCACGGUCAAGGUCAGGAGGGUGGCACUGAAAGUGACCUUGAGGGUUACCAAGGUCACUAUGGCUCAACUGUGGAGAGUGAGAUGGAACAGCAUGAAAGGAUGGCUGUUCCAUCACACAGCGAUCAACCCCAGAGGAAGAAAAAGAAGAGACAUGAUGGAAAGGACACUUCUGAGGCCAUCGAAGAUGAAGCAAAAAGAGAUCACAACUAUGACGAAGAUGGGAACCGCAUUCGUAAAUACAGAAAGAAUGAGUCAGGAGAAAGGGUCACUGACACAGAUUCCAGCAAUGAAGAUACUGAGGGUGAAACAACCAGCCGUGGACGUAGAAAGCAACGACUUUAUAAAACCCCGCCAGCGUUCAAGCUGAAGAAGUCUCCAACGAGGCGUAUUGAGGCUCGGUCUCCAUUCAGCACGGACAGGAAGUACACCCUACCAAAGGGCAAGGGGCUAGAUAUCAAGAAGAGUGACAAGAAACUGACAGAGUUCAAGGACUUCAAGGGGGGCGAUGUCUCCUGGAAGGAACCCAAGAAGUUUGAGCUCAAGAGGAAGGACACGAAAACUACCAAGUUCUGGUCAGGUCCUCCAAAAUCACAUGCAACAAAGGGCACCAAGAGUAAUUCACCUGCUCGACAGGCCCACAGAGUUCCUUCCCCUAGGCCUGUGAUCUCCCCUGACUCUGGGCUGGACAGCGAGCUGCUCACAGUUUUGAGAAAGGCUCAAAAACGCAGACCAAAAAGUCGUAAAAAGUCUUCAAAAAACAAAAUCAUCCUGCAAGAAGACAUCAUGUCAUUCCCAGCCAAUACAAAACAAGCUGUAGCUGUAUCAGCCAAUCAGAAUCUUGCUGUGAAAGAAUGGCAGAGCCAAUCAGAUGAGGCCAGCUCAGAAACAACCAAUCAGACCUUUUUGGACAACUUCUAUGAUACUGCUACACAGUAUUAUACAAAUGAGAAAAUGUCUGAAAAUUGGAACAAAUUGAAAUCAAGGAAAAGCAAAAGAGGAACAUCAUUUUUACCACCAUUAUUUGCAGAAACAGAUACCACCAACAGAUCAGAGCUAGAGCCAGUAAGGGAGGAAACUCUGAUCACUCCUACACCUGAACCAGUCAUGGAGAGAGAGCCGACACCACAGCAAAAUCUACAGGUGAAAUCACCAGACACAUGUCGCUCAGUGACACCACCCAAGAAGAAAGAGAUUGUUAAGAAGGAAAAGAAGGAGAAGAAGCCUAAAACACCAGAACUGCCCCCUGAGCAAACGGAAGAUGAGCAGCCCUCCCCAACCCCGGUAUCCAAGGCAACCACCCCCACACCCCAGCCCUCCGAGGAAUUCCACUCAUCAAGGGAGGCAAGCUUUAUCCGGGAGCCCAGUGUACCAGAGUUACCUCCCAUUGAGAUCCCAGAGUUACCUGAAAUCCCUGAAAAGAAGCGGUACGAGUCAAAGGUUGUGAAGAAGGAGAUGAAGCUGAUAGAAGUGACCCCAGAACUUCCCCCUGAGAAGAAGAAGCUGCCCCCUCCUCCGAAAAUACGACCCAGCUACAAGCCGUCUCCUGCCUCGCGGAGAUCCAAGGUUGCAGAAGCUCCAGUCACCAUUCAGGAAGUGAGAAUGCUGUCUGACCCACUGGACUUCUUGGCAAAAUACUGCAUAAUCAAGUAA